Messenger RNA from Drosophila busckii, 1518 nucleotides. It is a transcript of the gene Adk2, whose product is annotated as adenosine kinase. The transcript is spliced from 3 exons. Gene Ontology annotation, cellular component: nucleus; cytosol. NCBI's taxonomy places the organism in Eukaryota, Metazoa, Arthropoda, Insecta, Diptera, Drosophilidae. Gene Ontology annotation, molecular function: adenosine kinase activity. The record is from RefSeq and is a predicted model, not a curated record. The coding region runs from base 164 to 1201 and encodes 345 amino acids. Gene Ontology annotation, biological process: purine ribonucleoside salvage.
AGCUCGCACGUUUUAUUCAAAAUACAUUAAGAAGUUGGCCGUAAUAGAUUUAAUUUAAGUUGUUCAUAGCUUUAUAGAUCAAUAUAAAUAAAUUGCCCCGUAACCUUCUACCAUAAAGUGCAAUUACGUUUAUAUGUUUACAUAAGGAGCAGCAGGAACAGCAAUGACAACGCGGUUACAAGAAGGCCUACUGGUCGGAUGUGGAAAUCCGUUGUUGGAUAUAUCGGCCACCGUUCCGAUGGAAUUCCUGCGCAAGUAUGACAUGAAUGAGGAUGAUGCUAUACUGGCAGAGGAACGCCACAUGCCUAUUUAUCGGGAGCUGGUAGAUAAUCAUCAGGCCGAGUUUCUGGCGGGCGGUUCAGUUCAGAACUCUCUGCGCAUUGCACAAUGGAUACUGGGGCAGCCUAAGGUGGCGGUCUUCUUUGGCUGUGUGGGCAAGGACGAUUAUGCGGAUAUAUUGAGAACAAAGGCACGCGAGGCUGGCGUUGAUGCUCACUACCAGGUGACAGACGACACGCCCACAGGUACAUGUGCAGUGCUAAUCACAGGUACCCGUCGUUCGCUCUGCGCUAAUUUGGCAGCAGCAAACAAAUUUACAAUCGAUCACCUAAUGGAUGCGACCAACAACGCGCUUGUAGAAAACGCAUCCUAUUACUACAUCUCGGGCUUCUUUUUGACUGUCUCUCCGCCCAGCAUAAUGCGCGUGGCUGCCAUCGCAAAUGCCAAACGGAAACCGUUUCUAAUGAACCUCAGCGCACCAUUCAUAUCGCAAGUCUUCAUGGCACCGCUGCUGGAUGUAAUGCCCUAUGUGGACAUAAUUUUCGGCAACGAAGCGGAGGCCCAUGCCUUUGCCACUGCGCAAGGCUGGCCCACCGACGACCUGCGCGAGAUUGGCAAGCGUCUAGUUGCGCUCAAAAAACUGAAUACAGAGCGGCCAAGGAUUGCCAUUCUCACGCAGGGCUGUGAUCCAGUGUUACUUAUACAGCACGACUCGAUCCAGGAAUUUCCAGUUAAAAUGUUAGCGGUGCAUGAAAUUGUGGAUACCAAUGGCGCUGGAGAUGCUUUCGUUGGCGGUUUCCUUUCGCAGUAUGUGCAAGGAAAAUCCAUGGAUGUGUGCAUACGCUGUGGGAACUAUGCGGCUGGUCAUAUCAUCAAAAAUCCAGGUUGCACCUAUUCAGGAGCGUCAGAAUUUGUUGAAUAAUUUUUAACCAAACUUACACACACACACGAAGCCACCUAAAUAUAUACAUACUUCAAAUAUCGGACAAACACAACACACACACACACGCACAUACAGCCACACAGCCUAUAAAGAGAUUAGAAUUGCGUAAAUAGUUUUGCAAUUAAGUUGAAAGUGACAACGAUUGUUUUGUUGACAAUUAUUAAGUGUAAAUAUCAUAUACACAGUCACACACAGAGACAGCUAUGAAUUAUAUGAAUGUAUACUAUGGCUAAUAUACAAAGUUAGAGCAAUAUUCGAAUUUAAAUUCAUAAAAAUAAAAAGCAACAAACAGACAC